Pelobates fuscus (common spadefoot toad) is the source of this 5346-nucleotide messenger RNA. RefSeq names its product apical junction component 1 homolog (gene AJM1). Gene Ontology annotation, biological process: cell-cell junction organization. The record is from RefSeq and is a predicted model, not a curated record. NCBI's taxonomy places the organism in Eukaryota, Metazoa, Chordata, Amphibia, Anura, Pelobatidae. Bases 243 to 3524 code for a protein of 1093 amino acids. The transcript has 2 exons. Gene Ontology annotation, cellular component: apical junction complex; plasma membrane.
GGGGACCACACAUCACCGAGAGGGGGAGGGGCCCGGGGCUUCCCCUGCUGGAGCUGCGGCCAUGGGGCGUCCUUCCUCAGCGACCCCCACCCAGUCCUGGAUACCCCCUGCCAGCGAGGCCGGGCUGGCUGCUGUGAGUCCCGAUGGCUGGCUGUGUGCCCCUCCUGGCAGAGGAUGCGGGGGGCAGGAGCUGGCUUGUUGAGAUGAAUUGAGGGCAAGGAACACGGUGGCGCUUCUUUAAGAUGACACGAACCGACCCGCCUGACAUACUACUGUCAACAGUUUAUCAAGACAUUAAAGUGUCCGUGAGCACUGAUUCUCAAAGCCACCAACCCGCUGCACAAUGUGACACCUUCAUGUCCAACCACAGAGAGCAUCAGCAGCAAGCUUUCAACAAGAGGCACUGCCGCAGUUUUGACUUCCUUGAAUCCUUGGACGACAGUUUAACCCAACCCUCAAAUAUGGAGGCAUCUCAACGGGGGCCACACAGACGUGCUGGGACCCCUGAACCAUUGUCUCAGCCUGUGAGUAGGAGGGCCACCCUCAGAUCCGACACCAGAUAUACAUCUCAGGGGGUAGACACAUCAAAGGAAUCUGCCAAAGAACCGAGGAGAAGACCAAGAUCAAAAAGUGCACCAAGGGUCAAGACAUCUUUCACCUCAGUCCCAAUUCAAAUGUCAUCUUCUCAAUCACCUCCUCCAUCAGCCAGGAGAGGUAGAGAAGUCCAUCGAGCCUCUCGUGAACCUCAGAAGUCUGUAGCUUCCCCUAAAAGAGAGGCCAGCUAUGCCUCCACAAAAGUAUUAAUGAAUGAGGUGCAUCCCAUAAAAUUACAACCGCAACGCAAUAGCGCAAGCCGAAUUUCCCCACUUUUUGUUAACAAUUGUAUGGAAGAUCCACAGGUUGCAAAACAAAUGUCUAGCCCUCAUGUCCGCUGCCGGGUGGACAUAAAGCCUGAUGACGCAGUUCUUCAGCAUGCUGCACAUGGUUCCAAACCAUGCCAGGCCUGGGGGGAACCACCCCAUUGCACAAGACAACCAGGCACUCCCAGGAGCCUGGCUGUGCCAACUGCAAGACUGAUAUCUGUGUCUCGGACACCAACACCCAGUGAUUCUCACAGUGGGGAUCACAGGAUGACACAUUUCCCAUGUACCACUGGAGGAGAGAUGUACACACCUGAUUUUCGAGGUAUCCCCUACCACAAUGUUCCAUCCCCAAGAGAAUUUUCACAGUAUGCCAACAGGGACUGUGGCCAGUAUAGUAGUCCCAACAUCCCUCCCUCAUACUUUUACGCAGAGGAGGAUACCAGCUACAGUCAAAACAUGCCUGUCAAAAGCAGGGGCUGUUUCACUUACCCACAUCAGUUUGCAGACCCUGGUGUUUCUACUCACACCUACUACACUGAUGAAACGCCUAGUGGUCCACCUAGGACAUUUUAUAUUGAAGACCCUCGACCCUAUCCUAUUCAGGAAGCCCCAAUAAGGACGUUUUAUGGAGAAGAUCCUCGUUUUUACCCUCCUCGCACUAUUCCUGCCAAAACCCACUAUGGGGAAGACCACAGAUCUUAUCCAAUCCAGAGCACUUCAUCUAAACUCUACUUUGCUGAGGACAUUGCAAAGUAUUCAGAAAGGGAUGCUAUCUCCAGAACCUAUCCAUAUCCUAGGAGUACGCAGCCACUGCAAUUCAGUGAAUGGUAUUUUCCAGAUCAAAACGCAAUACCAUACCCAACCAUUCCGAUGUCUCCUUUCCCUCAACAGACUUCUGGGAGGGAGGCAAUGCUUUCAUCAUGGCAUGCUUCUUAUAGUAUGAAUCAACAGAGAUUAGGGACUGAUUCCAGGAAUUACUCCAGAUCAUGGGACAAUAUUUUGAAUCCCAGCGGGCGCAAAGAUGAUCCACUUUCCCGUGGCCGAAGCUAUGAGAAUUUGUUGUGUCGUGAACGACGUGCCUUAUCUCCAGAUGACCGACGCCAGCCUGUGGUUGUAAAUCUUUCUUGCUCUCCAAAGCGGUAUGCUGCCCUGUCUCUGUCAGAAAACUCUAUUGUGGAGAAGGUUCAAACUGAUGGAGGAGGUGGCAGAUACACAAUGGGAAGGUCAUGGUUUGUCACACCAGAGAUCACUAUUACAGACAAUGAUUUGAGAGCUAAUGGGGUGGGGAGAGGGGAGAGGCGUUCAGCAAGCUGGGAUGUGAUAGACUCAGGUGUCUCGCCACCAGCUUACCCAGUUCAUGCCGCCUAUCCUACCAAAGAGAAGAUGCCAAGCAGAUCCUCCCGGCACCGCAGUCUUGAGCAGCUUGAUGAGCUUAUCGCGGACCUGGUAAUUGAUUAUAAACCACCUUCAAGCCGCCGCCCCAGCGAGGCAGAUGCUCUUGCAGAUCAGUUGAGAAAACUUAUUAAGGAAGACAUGAUAGGGAUCCCAAGAAAAAGCGAGCACUAUGGGCACAUGGCACAUUUACCGCAGAGUAGGCCUUUAAAGGAACAGCCAACUCCCACAUUCCCUGAUUCCCAAAGAGGCCAAAGGAGGGGAGCAUUCCCUGAGGUACCAGUGCCCAGUCCUCACAAGCCUCUUGAAGAUUGCUCCCCAGAUCUGAGUGCUGAUGAGGAUGACCUGCUGACCUGUUCUAAUGCCAAGUGUAGACGCACAGAGACAAUGUUCAAUGCUUGUCUGUACUUUAAAUCUUGCCACAGCUGCUAUACCUACUACUGCUCUCGAAACUGUCGUCGUGAGGACUGGGAUAUUCACAAAGAAAGUUGUAUCUUUGGCCGCAUGGGCAGCGUAUGUCGCCAUGUGCUCAAAUUUUGCAGAGAGAACACUGAUGUUCACAAGGCUUUUUCCCGCAUUGCCAAGGUGGGGUAUCUUUCACGAGGUAGAGGAGUGCUUUUCCUAGGUUUUCCAAACCCAGGUUCAGCAGAUAACUUUCUGCAACUUGGCCUAGAGGGGCUGCUGAUGCCUCCCACAUACUUAUCGCUGAGGGAGCUGGAGAGCUACUCAGACAAUUUAGGAGAACAUGCCAAGGAGCUGCAAGGGGCCGGCAGCCAAUAUGACCCCGAGGAAUGUUUCCUAUUGAAUGUAACUGUGGCAGUGGGACAGGGAGGACCUGACCGUCUAUCAUCAAGAGCUCAUCACAUCCCUACUGUCCGCAAGUAUGCCAAAGUAGCCUUAGCCUCUUCUAGUCCAGAGAGGAAAAUCACAAAAAAAGAAAAGGACAUGGAGACCCUUAUUCUGACCCCUCCACCGGGCACAGCUGACUUGGACAAAGAGGGAGAAGAAGGGAGGAAGGCCAGAGAGGUCUGCUUCAUACAUAUCCAGCGGGAGCUGAGGAUCAGAGGGGUAUUCCUUCGACAUGAGUAUCCUAAGAUCUACCAGCAGCUGUGCGAAUUUGUAGAGAGCAACAAAAGAUUCACACCCACAACCAUAUACCCCAUCGACAGGAGGACUGGAAAACAAUUCAUGUGCAUGCUCAUGGCAGCUUCGGAGCCUAGAACUCUUGAUUGGGUAGCCAGCCCCAACCUGCUGGAUGACCUUAUGUAACUCCAGAGCAAUCUUGGUCCAGAACACAAUUCCAUGGACUGUCUCCUUAUUGUUUCACUUAUCCUCCUAUUCUUUUGUAGUUCCUGUAUUUUUUUUGUACCAGGAGUAGUCCUGUAAUGUAGAUAUCACAAAGGUUUAAAUGUCCUGAACAAAAUCAGGAUUAGUGCAAGUGGGAUGCAUGGGGAUGAAUUAUACAAAGUUGGAUACGGUUGUGUAAUAAUGUCUAAUAGGACCCUCAAUCUCGUUAAAGGGAUUAUAGGGAUACAUAGCCAGUGCACGUGGAAAUGUUACAUUUAUAUAAAUAGGACAAACUCUGUAGUCUGUGAGUGCCCAAAAUGGCCAGUGUAGGUCUUUAAGUCUAUUUUAUCGUAAAAUGAUAGAGUAGGUUCCAUCGUAAGGUCAAUUAUAUUGACUAUUAUCACCCUCAUGACUGGUGCUGAUCAGAAAGUACCGGUAAUUAAAAGGAACACUUUAUUUUAAAUAAUCUAUUUUUUAGUUCCCUAUGUUCCUUAAUCAUUUUAGAUUACCUGCUCUUCACUGCAGCCCAGUCCUCCAUCAGGAUUGAUGAAUUCUUUACAAUCAUGAUUCUCAUAGAGAAGCAACUGAGAAGUUACCGUGAUGGGCAGUCCAAUGCUUCCCUAUGAGAAGCAUGAGAUGCACACUCAACAUCUAGUCUAUCAGAUUCUUAUAGUGGGCGUAAAGCAGAUUCAAUGAUUGAAUCUAAUUUCAUCCAAAGCUUCUUGUGGUCAUCUGAGUGGCAGCCACUAGUAGGUUUGGGAUUUGUGAAAUGUAAGCAGUGCCCUUUCCCCCCAAAUAGCACGUUCUGUUUGCUAGGCUGCAAUGGCAGCAUCUACACACCAAAGCCUCUCCAUUAAGGUAAAGUGGUUUUGGUGCAUAGACUGUCCCUUUUAUAUCACUGAUUAAUUCCUAAAUACUGAAUGUUUUCUGCUACCUGCUGAAAACUGGUAACACUAUUCUCUAUUUUAUAUUAAUGGUUUAUUAUGGUGGUUGCAUUUCAUAGUUGAGAUAUUAUGACUGCAAGGCUUAUGUAAGUAUUUAUUUCAGAAGCAUGUUCGGCAUGGAUAGGGAAGGAUCAAUGGAAUAAAUUGAGAAUAUAGAGAUAGGGGUAGAGGUAGACACAACUAUAGGUAUUUAUUCAGUGAGAGGAGUCAACCUUUGGUGGUGUUUGGACACCCAGAGAGCACUGUCGAGUUUAUAAUUUGUAGAUAUAUUCAAACCUCAAUCCUCUGAUCAUCUUUUUACCACCUUGUGUUCUGACUACAAAGAGAGGAAGAUGAAAUAACAUCUACAUAAUUUACUACAGCAGAAAGAGCAACAGGGUAUUCGGUAAAGUGAGGAUUGUUGGAAAUUUAAAAGAAAUUCAAAGUGAAUUUCAAAUUUAAGCCCAAAUUUGCCAAACUGGAAGCAUAGCUAACUUAAAGAAUUCCUCCACUUUGGCUAUUUUGACUUUAAAUUUGUAAUCCACUUCGUAACAAUUCUUACUUGGUUGGAUAAUUAUGCUGGUCACCACGACCGUCUGAAGGUUACAUGCCCAUUGAUUGGCACCUAACACCCAACGCUUUAUUGAUAUUUUAUUUAGAAAGCAGUGCUUGCUCUGCUUGUAACCAGUUUAAUGGUGUCUUCAAAUUAGCAGUUAUUGUUUAGUGAAAAGGCAUGAUUUAGGUAUUUCUUCAAAUUUAGAAGUUCUAAUAAGUUCGUGAUUGAUCCCCUCCAAUUGGAAGUCACAACCUAGUCAACUCUUCAACUUUAAAACAAUUUGAAUAAAAUCUUUUAAGGAUCAUGAUUGAGUGAACACGUAAAA